AGCGCCGUGACGACAUUGUGAACGUAUGCCCACCCCUUUCACAUACAGCUCAGCACUAGCGCUGGACUCCUCUGUACAUCUUCAGAGCAUCGCCAAGUGUUCUCCUUGGUGUCCUGCGCAAAACGCAUAGGCACCUCCGCUGGUGCGGUUGUUUCACCGGAUUCAAGCAGCCGAGCGUGUUUCUGUCAUUCUCACGCUUAUCGCUCCUUGUUUACCUUGCUUAUAACGGAGAUCAUAGAACACGGCGGGUUUUUUUCUUGGUUACGGGGAUGGGGGAAUGAUCAACCCCAUAUCCCCACAUCUGUGUCUUCAAACGUAGGACAGCUCCGCAGAAUGGCAUCCCUUGGAGGAGGGAUCGAGCACCGGCCACAGGCCGCUCGUCUAAUCCAGGCGGCUGUCUUUGCAGCCCUCGUCGCCCUGAGCACCUGCAUGACAGGGUCUCACAUGUGCCCGCGAAGUCUAGACUGUGCCCGGGCCGGGCGACACUUCUGCCAGCCGGGGGAUUCCAGCUGCGGGCCCUGCCUCUCCCCCCUGGUGGAUAACUCCCGCGGCAGGUGUGUGGUGAAGAGGAGGCACGCCCCUCGCGUGGGUAAAGUGGCCACGUUCCCCGAGCUCGACGAAGAGAUCGACUUCCUGUCCGCCAUCAUCAGCCAGCGGCAGGAGACCGACAUCCAGCUCCAAGGUAGCCUCGCUCUCCCAUCCGUCCACACGCGACACUGUAUACGUUUAGCGGCGCCGCGCAAACCAGUGCCGGCGUCACACCUCCCACGCAUGACACCGGGACCACGCGCGUGUCUCAGGUCCCGACGAGUCCGCUUGACACGCUCUCUGUUCCGUCUCCCAGCUGCUCCCCCUCGGGAUGCCUCCGAAACCAAGGAGGAGCCGAAACCUCAGAGCGCCUCCCGCGGGCCCACGGCGGAGCCGCCCGCCACGCUCGGCGGCCCCUCCGCCCCGCGCAACGGGACGGCGUCUCCCACGACGACCAGCCAGGCCCCCUCGGGCGGCGGCGGGCCCGUCAUCGUGCCCAUCACCGCCCCCUACCCCUCGGACGAGCACGUGUUCCUCAUCAUGACCAGUGUCUUCAUCGUAGUGGGAUCCCUGGCUUUGAUCAUAGCUGGGGUCUGUUGGAUCAGAUUGCAGAAGGGUGUUCGCCUGGCCCAGAAGAUUGACUACCCUGCCUACGGGGGAAUGGGACCCCAGUCCUAUGACAACAAUGUGCCUGGAGACAAGAAGCUGGCGCGGAGUGCCCAGAUGUACCACUACCAGCACCAGAAACAACAGAUGCUGUCCCUGGGGAAACACAGGGAUGAGCCAAAGGUCCCAGACUCGGGCGCCACGUCGGAUGAGGAGAACGAGGACGGAGAUUUCACCGUGUACGAGUGCCCUGGCCUGGCCCCGACUGGAGAGAUGGAAGUGAAGAACCCUCUGUUUGACGACUCCCCCCUCUAUUUCCAGAGGACCCACAAGUAGACCCGGAAGCGCUGAUGGGCACACACACCGUAGACGACCCCUCCUCCUUGUACAGAGAAACGACACGCACACACACAGUAAACACUCGCCCAGCACACGUCACCAGGCUUCCGGAAGCUACCCAUUAGGAGCCUGGCCUCGGCCACAACCACUCCCACCACGUCAGGCCAGGUGUGCGUAGAGAAGAAGGGAUGGGAGGAGGAUGUGAGGGAUGUGUACAGGAGGAAGAGGAGGGUGAGAUGCAGACUAGAGGAGUGUAUCUGAGGGGGGUCUCCUCCUGGCUUGGGACAGAAAUCUGGGGCCAAAAUAUUUUUAUCCGAGGACUCACACGACCGUUCCUUGUGGUCUCACGUAAUCAUGCCUUUUCAAGUGUGUUUUUCAUUUUCAUGUUAAUUUAGGCUCUUGUUGAUCUCGAACACUCAUCUGUAGUUUCAGGGAAUGGGUUUGCGGUGAAGAACGAGUAUGUGUAUGCAUGUAUGUGUAUGAGUCGGGAUUCAACGGAUCUUGUGAAAACUGUCACGACGACGUCCAGUGACUCGGAUACAUCCAGUGUCUCGUCGGUUUGAAAGCUACGGUCUGUGACUGAGGAAGACGUUAAUUAGACGAGGGGCGGCAACAGAAGGCAAUUUCAUUUUUUGGAUUGUCCAUGUAAGCAGUAUACAGAGUAAACGAUAUCCAAACAUCUUUGAUUCUCUUCAUUCCCAGGUUGUGGCUUGGUUUCAGCCCAAAGAGAUUUGACUCUUUCAUUGAUGUACACACACACACACACACACACACACACACUGACAGUACCGUGAUCCUUUAAAGUCUGUUAUGUAGCCAUUGUAUUCUCAGUAUAGUCUCUCUAUGCAUGACUUGAUGCUGUGUUAUGAAAAAGUCGAUAUGCAUUUACGGUUCUUACAAGUUUCUUGUGCAAACUUGCUCACGAUAUACAUAACUUGAAUGAUUUCAAAGGAAUUUGAAACUUGUCAACCUAACUCUGAACCAGAGCAACCCUUUUGUGUAAAGACAAACAU
Molecule: messenger RNA, 2486 nt
Organism: Osmerus eperlanus (European smelt)
Lineage: Eukaryota; Metazoa; Chordata; Actinopteri; Osmeriformes; Osmeridae
Gene: npdc1b
Product: neural proliferation, differentiation and control, 1b
Exons: 8
Coding region: 334-1470 (378 amino acids)
Cellular component (GO): membrane
Source: RefSeq, a predicted model, not a curated record